UCUACUAUUUCACCGCCGUGUUAAAGAUCUCAAUAGGUUGCCGGUGGAUAAUAUUAUAUUAUUUUAAUUAUUGCUAAUUUUAUUUAUGUAAUAUUAAAUAAAAUCGCAUAGAAAACACUUAAUCAACAUGACGGCGGACGUGCAGAGUAAGGCAAAACUGCCUCAUCUUUCGUCCGAAAAACAACUAACAUUUCUAAAGUUAGCUAUUUUAUCCAUGGCAGCGAUUCUAUCAUUUGCGACACGAUUGUUUUCUGUGCUACGUUUCGAAAGUGUCAUCCACGAGUUUGAUCCAUACUUCAACUACAGGACAACUAGAUUUCUCACACAAGAGGGAUUUUAUAAGUUUCAUAACUGGUUUGACGAUCGAGCAUGGUACCCCUUGGGGCGUAUUAUUGGAGGAACAAUAUACCCUGGCCUGAUGGUGACCUCCGCCACAUUGUACAACAUAAUGCAGUUCCUGAACAUCACCAUCGACAUCAGGAAUGUGUGUGUGUUCCUGGCGCCAUUCUUCUCUUCUCUCACCACUCUUGUUACUUAUUUGCUCACCAAGGAGCUGAAGGAUGAAGGUGCUGGACUUGUGGCAGCUGCAAUGAUCGCCAUUGUACCUGGUUACAUCAGUCGAUCGGUCGCCGGCAGUUACGACAAUGAGGGAAUAGCCAUAUUCUGCAUGUUACUCACCUACUACUUCUGGAUUAAAGCUAUCAACACUGGCACCAUACUCUGGGCCACCAUGACUGCUCUAGCUUACUUCUACAUGGUGUCCUCGUGGGGUGGGUAUGUGUUCCUCAUCAACUUGAUGCCGCUCCACGUGCUCGCACUGAUGCUGCUUGGCCGGUUCUCUGUGCGCGUGUACGUCGCCUACAGCACGCUCUACUGCGUAGGUACCAUCCUGUCCAUGCAGAUACCAUUUGUUGGUUUUCAACCUGUUCAAAGCUCGGAACAUAUGUUGGCAUUGGGCACAUUCGGUCUGUGCCAGCUGGUGGCGUUCACUCAAUACCUUCGCGCUAGACUGUCGCCAGCAAACUUCGAACUGCUAUUCCGCGCGUUGCUGUUCUCGUUGCUCGCCACUCUCGGUAGCGCCGUGCUUGCACUCACAAUUACUGGAAAAAUAUCACCAUGGACUGGAAGAUUCUACUCACUACUGGAUCCAUCGUACGCCAAGAACCACAUCCCCAUCAUAGCGUCCGUAUCGGAGCACCAGCCGACGUCGUGGUCGUCCUUCUACUUUGACCUGCAAGUCCUCGUGUUCCUGUUCCCCGCGGGACUGUACUUCUGCUUCAGCAAGUUGACAGAUGCUAACAUAUUCAUCAUACUCUACGGAGUUCUCAGUAUAUAUUUUGCUGGCGUGAUGGUCCGUCUGAUGCUGGUACUGGCUCCGGUGAUGUGCAUAGUGUCGGGUGUGGCGGCAUCCAGUCUGCUCAGUUUGCACGUGAAAGAUAUUGAGCCGAAAGUUGAGAAGCACGAGAAAAAGAAGAAACAUGAAAAUAAUCUCGUCUUCCGUUCUGAGGUGGGCGCGGUGUUCGUGUGCGUGCUGGGCUGCCUGCUGGUGUCGUACGUGUUCCACUGCACGUGGGUGACGUCAGAGGCGUACUCGUCGCCGUCCAUCGUGCUGUCGGCGCGCGCACACGACGGCGCCAGGAUCAUCUUCGACGACUUCCGCGAGGCCUACACCUGGCUCAAGAUGAACACCGCUGAGGAUGCAAAAGUGAUGUCGUGGUGGGACUACGGCUAUCAAAUAACAGCAAUGGCGAAUCGUACAGUGAUAGUGGAUAAUAACACGUGGAACAACACACAUAUAUCACGCGUCGGUCAAGCGAUGGCAUCCACUGAGGAUAAGGCGUACGAGAUCAUGCGAGAAUUGGAUGUGGACUACGUCCUUGUCAUAUUCGGUGGACUGGUUGGAUACUCGUCUGACGACAUCAACAAGUUCCUGUGGAUGGUGAGGAUCGGCGGCAGCACUGACCGCGGCGCGCACAUCCGCGAGGCAGACUACUACACGCCCGCCGGAGAGUUCCGCGUCGACGCGGACGGCUCCGCCACGCUGCUCAACUGCCUCAUGUACAAGAUGAGCUACUACAAGUUCGGGCUCGUCUACACGGAGGGAGGACGACCACCCGGAUUCGACCGCGUCCGCGGCGCCGAGAUCGGCAAUAAAGACUUCAAUUUGGACGUUUUGGAGGAAGCAUACACGACCGAGCACUGGCUCGUUCGGAUUUACAAAGUGAAAUCAUUGCCCAACAGGGGUGUGUGAGGUAUAAACAGUAAAUUCAGUUCAUAACACAUUAAAACAUGACUGGAGUGCAUAAAGUGGGAUCUCUGUGUGGUAUGGAUUUAAAAGAAACGUACAUUAAGGUAUAUUGUGGGUCGAAAUCGUAUCCUAUUAAUAUUAUAAAUUUAAUAAUAUUGUAAAUUAUAAUGUUAUUAGGAAUACUGUAAACGCGGAAGUUUGUGAAGAUGAAUGGAUAUUUAAUUGUUACUCUUUCAUACAAAAACUACAAGUGAUUCCAGAACAUUUGGUACUCAAUAAAUUAAAUUAUAGAAAUUUUGAAUCUAAUAGAUAUAAAAUACAGAUUGUCCUCCGCACAUGAAACUUCAUUUACGCGGUACAACUUAGUGGAAUUAGAAUAUUAAAUAUUUUGUAUAAUCUGUAUUUUCUUUCAGCAAACCUCUUAGGUGAUUUAACAUAAAGAUAUAUACAGAAUAUUAACUAGCAAAUCUUCGAGUGUAGAUUAAAUUAAUUGCGUAUUUUAUGGAUAUAUCCCAACAUGCCUUGUAGUUUCUUAGGGGUUAUUACACUAUCCCAUAUACGAAAUUAUAGUUAUGUCAAUUUAAAAACCUAAUGAUGUCAUUUUAAUGUCAUAAUUUUAUUUGCCGUGUGUUAUACAUAACCUAGUGAGACAAAUUUUUAUUGUUUUUAAUAUUUAUUUAUAAAAAAUGUACAUAAUUCUUAUCUAUAUAUUUGAUAAUGUAUUAACUCCCUAAGCCGUUUAUUUAAUAUAAUAUAUAUGUACUUUAUUCUUCCAUUUUAAUGUGCUAUGAACACACAUGUUUAUAAUUUUAUAUUUGCGAAUUUAUGCGAGUGUUAAAGGUGUCAUUAAAUACGUGUCACAAAUUUUGUAGAACCAUUUUGUAUGUGCAAUGUUUACAAUUUUCUUAUAUCCUGGUUGUAUACCGUUACCAAAUGCGGAAACUGCCUAUAAGCGCUAAUGCAUAUGUGGAAAGCAUAUUAGGUAUAGCUUGCCUAAUCUUGCAUAUCUCUUUAUAUACAAUUACCAACAUUAACACAUAUAAAAUAAAUUUCCGAAACUAAAGUGUCUUAUAUGAAUAAAAUUUAUUUUUAAAUUGAAUGCUCAAAGCUUGUUGGAAUUGGUAAUAGUGUAAAACCAGUAUACCAAAUAAUUAUUUAAAUUAAUGUUCGUAAUAAGUAAUACUGUUGUUUUUUAUAUGAAAAUAUAGUAACACGUCACAAAUAGUGCUCUCUUAAGAAAAAAUUGCCACCAGCAAUUGUUAAUGAUUUAUUAAUAUCGUUUGCAAUGUUAGUUAAACUAUUUUUUACCAUUUUUAUUAUUUACGUCACAAAUAUUUAAUUUUAUUCAACUUUUGUUCUUUUAAACACCUACACAGACCAAUACUGAAGAGCGAUAAUAAUGUUUCCUGUUGCAAUACAAUGUUUAUAGUAGAUCCUUUGCUUUUAUCCCAUUAUUUGGGUAAUAAUACAACACUAUUGAAUAAAAUUCUAUGAAUAUGAAUUCUGUUCCAAUUCGGCAGAAAACUAUAAAAAUCGCCUAUGUCU
Molecule: messenger RNA, 3793 nt
Organism: Achroia grisella
Lineage: Eukaryota; Metazoa; Arthropoda; Insecta; Lepidoptera; Pyralidae
Gene: Stt3A
Product: dolichyl-diphosphooligosaccharide--protein glycosyltransferase subunit STT3A
Exons: 12
Coding region: 128-2251 (707 amino acids)
Biological process (GO): post-translational protein modification
Cellular component (GO): membrane
Molecular function (GO): dolichyl-diphosphooligosaccharide-protein glycotransferase activity
Source: RefSeq, a predicted model, not a curated record